Acanthochromis polyacanthus (spiny chromis) is the source of this 2291-nucleotide messenger RNA. It is a transcript of the gene gtpbp4, whose product is annotated as GTP binding protein 4. Gene Ontology annotation, biological process: ribosomal large subunit biogenesis. Gene Ontology annotation, cellular component: nucleolus. The transcript is spliced from 17 exons. The record is from RefSeq and is a predicted model, not a curated record. NCBI's taxonomy places the organism in Eukaryota, Metazoa, Chordata, Actinopteri, Pomacentridae. The coding region runs from base 74 to 1978 and encodes 634 amino acids. Gene Ontology annotation, molecular function: GTP binding; GTPase activity; RNA binding.
UCUCUUCCGUCAGCAGCGGAAUACCGGAGCUCUUCUGUCGGUGCCGUCGGUGGAAAACAACGUGUCCGACAUCAUGGCGCUUUAUAACUUCAAGAAAAUCAUGGUAGUUCCCACCGCAAAGGAUUUCAUUGACAUCACUUUAUCCAAAACCCAAAGAAAAACUCCCACAGUGAUCCACAAACAUUACCAGAUCCACCGCAUCCGACACUUCUACAUGCGGAAGGUGAAGUUCACGCAGCAGAACUACCACGACCGGCUCACGCAGAUCCUCACCGACUUCCCCAAACUGGAUGACAUCCAUCCGUUCUACGCCGAUCUGAUGAACGUUCUGUACGACAAAGACCAUUACAAGCUGGCGCUGGGGCAGCUCAACAUCGCCAAGAAUCUCAUCGACAACGUCGCUAAGGACUACGUGCGUCUGAUGAAGUACGGAGAUUCGCUGUAUCGCUGUAAGCAGCUGAAGAGAGCAGCUCUGGGUCGGAUGUGCACCAUCCUGAAGCGACAGAAGUCCAGUCUGGAGUAUCUGGAACAAGUCCGCCAGCAUCUGUCCCGUCUGCCGAGCAUCGACCCCAACACCAGGACGCUGCUGCUGUGUGGAUACCCCAACGUGGGCAAGUCCAGCUUCAUCAACAAGGUGACCAGAGCAGACGUGGACGUGCAGCCGUACGCCUUCACCACCAAGUCUCUGUUUGUGGGUCACAUGGACUACAGGUAUCUCCGCUGGCAGGUGGUGGACACUCCUGGGAUCCUGGACCAUCCUCUGGAGGACAGGAACACCAUUGAGAUGCAGGCCAUCACGGCUCUGGCUCACCUGCGAGCGGCGGUUCUUUACGUCAUGGACGCCUCUGAGCAGUGUGGCCACACCCUGCAGGAGCAGCUGGAGCUGUUCAGCAACAUCCGGCCGCUGUUCGCCAACAAGCCGCUCAUCAUCGUGGCCAACAAGUGUGACGUGAAGAAGCUGAGCGAGCUGUCUGAGGAGAAGCAGAAAAUCUUUGCAGAUCUUUCUGCCGAGGGAAUCCAGGUGAUCGAGACGAGCACGCUGACGGAGGAGGGAGUGAUGCAGGUGAAAGCCGAGGCCUGCGACCAGCUGCUGGCUCAUCGCGUCAACACCAAGAUGAAGGGCAAGAAGGUCCACGACGUCCUGAACCGGCUGCACCUGGCCAUGCCGGCCAAACGGGACGAGAAGGAAAGGCCUCCGUUCAUCCCAGAGGGAGCCGCCCUGCGAAGGAAAGCCAUGGAGGUGGACGCACCCAAACGCAAACUGGAGAGAGAUCUGGAGGUGGAGCUGGGUGACGACUACGUUCUGGAUCUGCAGAAGUACUGGGACCUGAUGAACGAGGACGAGAAGCACGAUAAGAUCCCUGAAGUGUGGGAAGGCCACAACAUCGCAGACUACAUCGACCCCGACAUCAUGAAGAAACUGGAGGAGCUGGAGAAGGAGGAGGAGCUGAAGGAGCGAGCCGGCGAGUACGACUCUGAUGACGACAGCGAUGACGAAGAGAUGCAGGAGAUCAGAGUUCUGGCCAAACAGAUCCGCGAGAAGAAGCAGCUCCUGGUGAUGGAGUCGAAGGAGAAGGACGUUCACGGACCUCGUAUGCCCAGGACGGCCACCAAGGUUGAAAGGAAGCAGCUGGAGAAGGAGAUGGGGAACCUCGGCCUGGACAUGAGCGACAAGGACGAUAGCCACUACGCUCAGCAGGCCAGACGCUCUCGCAGCGUCGCUGUCAAACGGAAACGGGAAUCUUCAGCUGCUCCCACCUCCAGGACUCGCAGCCAGAGCGCCUCCCGUCCACCGAGAGACCAGUCGGGUCUACGAGAUCCAAAGAUGGCGAAGAAGGCGAAGAAGAUGAUGAAGAACUCCCAGAAAGGCAUGAACCGCCAGGGCAGGAAGGGAGAGUCGGACCGGCACGUGUUCGACCUCAAACCCAAACACCUGCUGGCUGGAAAGAGGAAGUCCGGCACCACAGAUCGCAGAUGAACCCAAUUUCUGGGACUCUUCAUAUGAAACGUUCCCCAAACCAUCUAACCGCUUCGUAAUGAUCCGAAUGUUUGGUCUUUUAUGGAUUAACUUUUUCCUGCUUAACGUCUUCUGUUUGUCUACUUCAUGCAGUCACUGAUCUGUAGAACGUCUCAUGACUUUUACUCUCAGCAGCAGUGAACUUUUCUGUCUCACAUCCUGUCUGUGGCUCCAGAACCGUUGAGUUUAUUCUGGAUAACAUGAUGAUGUUUCUUUUCUAAAAGAAGAAAUGUUAAAGAACAAAGGAGGUGAAUAAAUCUAUAACUAACCUGAA